GAUCAAAAACACAAGAAUACCUGACGAUGGUAAGUAGUUUGUUUUACACAUACAGCAGUGUGCAAAAUUAUAGCAUCACCUCUUAAAACUGAGUUAUUUGAUCUUUCUCGACCACAUGCACAAAGAAAGCCCGAGAAAAUAAAUGUUAUCGAAACUCGUCAUUUUUUGUCUGUGCAUAAUUAUAGCUUCACUAUCGUAUUUUCCUUAUGCUUCUACCAAAGCGAUGUUAGUUUGACUCGAAGGUUACGUAGAUAGAUAGAGGAGCUGUUUUUGAACAUUUUCUUCAAAAAAGUUUGAAAAAUGAUCUAUAUUAAGAUUUAUUAUUAGACUUUAUUGGGCAAACCAGAAUGACUUCAAAACAGCAACCAAAUUUCGUAUUUUCGCUACAACAUUUGAAACCUAAGACAGAAGUAAUUUUUUGAUAAUGAAUUCGAAAAGAAGACAUUUUUCGCUCUAAAAUGAAAUGUUCGCGAGUUUCGUGCGUCAUUUCGUAAUCUUCGGGUCAAACUAACAUCGCUCUGGUAGAAGUAUAAGGAAAAUACGAUAGUGAAGCUAUAAUUAUGCACAGACAAAAAAUGACAAGUUUCGAUAAACAUUUAUUUUCUCGGGCUUUCUUUGCGCAUGUAGAUAAAAGUGGUCGAGAAAGAUCAAAUAACUCAGUUUUAAGAGAUGAUGCUAUAAUUUUGCACACUACUGUACAGCAUAUUGAAACCUAAUGUUAAGUCUAGCUGGUUCACAAAACACGUUCAACUUGCUACGAAAUCAAUUGGAUUACAAUGUUGUCGGUAUGAUUGAAUAAAAUACCUGUCAAAUUUCUCAUAUGUCGCUGUGUCGUAGAUCUAUUGUCGUUGUCACCUUCGAAUCAAACAGUGGAAUCCGAAUCAGUUGCCAAUGCUCGACGCUUAUACAAGUCAUGCAUAAAUGAAGCAGGCAUCGAAGCUGAGGGUGUUAAUCCUAUUCUUUCAUUAAUUAACUCAGAAUUUGGUGGUUGGCCUAUACUACAAGGGCCAUCAUGGGAUAAUGCCACGUUUGAUCUAUCGAAUCUCUUACUCACACUACGAAAAUACAAUAAUAAUCCUGUAUAUCGGGUGGGCACAUCAACAGAUGAAAAAAAUUCUACAGCGUACGAUAUUGAAGUGGGACAAGGUGGUCUUGGACUUGGACAGAAGAACUACUAUAUAAAUGAGACAUCGGUCAAUGUUGCUUAUCGCCAGUUUAUGCGAGAUUUGGCGACAGCUUUAGCCAUCGAUACAACGACUAUCGAUCAAGAUGUUAUUGAUGUAUAUGAAUUUGAAAAGACUAUUGCUAAGUACCAUUGGACAAUCGCUGAACAACGGGGGCGUGAUAGUGAAACGGUUCGAACUACAGUCGGUAAUCUAUCGGUCAUACUAAAUACUACAUUUGAUUUUAACAGUUAUCUUCGUCGUGCCUAUCUAUUAGGCAAUGUCACUCUAUUCGAUACGGACAUUGUUGCAGUAAGCGAACUGGAGUUUUUGCGCAAUGCUUCGAUAAUCCUUGAUCAAACACCUGCACGUACAAUACAGAAUUACAUGAUCUGGCGUUUUAUGAUGAAUCGAGCGAUCAAUAUGCCUCAGUACAUACGAAUUUUGAGAGAACGAUUCGAUCGAGUCUUUCGAGGUACAACUGCCGAACAACCACGCACAGUUUUAUGUGGUAAUUAUGUGAAUAGUAACAUGGGUUUUGCGGUAUCGAAACUUUACAUAAAAGAAUAUUUUGACGAAAAUGCCCGCAAUCAAUCCUUCGAAAUGAUUAACGAUAUUCGAAGUUCAUUCACUGAAAUGCUCAAUCAGUCCACUUGGAUGGAUGCAGAAUCGCGGAACAAGGCUAUUGAGAAGGCACAAGCUAUUGAUCAGAAAGUUGGCUAUCCUGACUAUCUGGGAAGUAACAACAACACAAAAUUAGAAGAAGAUUAUGCGGAGUACAAUUUCAAUUCAUCCUAUAUUAAAAAUGUAAUUAAAUUACUUGAAAUCAAAGCUCAAGAAGAUUUUCGAUCGCUUCACGAACCUGUCGAUCGUAAAGCAUGGGGUAACACAGCACCUAGUGUAGUCAAUGCAUUCUAUGAACCAUCGAGAAAUCAAAUCAUUUUUCCUGCUGGAAUUUUGCAAAAACCUUUCUUUGACAAAGAUGCACCCAAAUACCUCAACUAUGGUGGAAUUGGUGUAGCUAUUGGACAUGAGAUAACACAUGGUUUCGAUGACAGUGGUCGGCAAUUUGAUAAAGAUGGAAAUCGACUUCCGUGGUGGACUGAUGAAACAAUCCAAAAGUUCAUCGAACGCAAAACAUGUAUUGUCGAACAAUACAGUAACUACACAGCGACACAGAUCAAUAAAAAGUUAAAUGGCAAUCAAACGCAGGGCGAAGAUAUUGCUGAUAAUGGUGGUCUUCGCGAAGCUUAUUUUGUGCGUAUCAUCCUUUGA
Messenger RNA from Didymodactylos carnosus, 2438 nucleotides. The record is from the annotation of a GenBank genome assembly. NCBI's taxonomy places the organism in Eukaryota, Metazoa, Rotifera, Eurotatoria, Philodinida, Philodinidae.